AGUUUCUUUGUCACCCUAUGUGUGCGUGCAUGCAUGUGUGUGUGUGUGUGUGUGUGUGUGGCAGUAAGAGCUUCUUUGCACUGAAGAAUCAGAGCUGUGGAAAGUCAGGAGGUUGUUUUGUACACUGUGAUUCUGUGCUGAAUUGAGUGACUCGGGUCAGGAUGCUGUUCUGCACAAUGUGAGCACGAGUGUUUCUCAGCUGGGCUGCUUACUGCAAUGAAUGGCAACACUAUCGAGGAGACCCCGAGCAGCACAGCGCCCCCUUGUGGCUGGAGGGAGUUCUGCGAGUAUCACGCGAGCAUCAGGGCGCGAGAGUUAGCACAACAAUAUGUCCGUUUUGCCCGGACUCGACCGACACACGAUGUCGUUUCUCCGGAGAAAUUCAGCCGGGACUUCAGUGCCAUGUUCCAGCACCAAUUCCGCCGAGAGGUGGCCAAAGAAGAAGCCCCGCCCCCUCCCAUGACCGGACACACAUGCGACUUUUUAGGAGUGCUCGAUUACCGGGAAGCCAGUCAUCCAGUGGCCGGAGCCUCGUUUGUCAUUCUGCCACCGAAACCGGAGCGGGAGCCGCUGGUCCAGAGCUUCACUACACAUAGAGCGAUCGGACACACCCAAGGGGUGGAGCCUACAGAGAGUUACGCCCCUCAGUCUGCAGUGCCACUCCCCUCAGGCAGGUGGCAAGGGGGAAAAGUCUUUUCUCAGUUCAGUAAACAUGUGCGACGGCUUCUCAAGAAACGUCCGUCGCGUGACGACUCGAUCCAGGACAGCUCCGGGUCCGAGUCAGACAGAAGAGACGGGGGUUCGGGGUUGGGGGAACACCCCCCCGCCAGAGCGCCACCUUCAGGCCUCCGACUGUUGCAUCGCCUGAGCCAUCUGACAAAACGGGGCACUAAACACCAACCAGAGAGCGGAACCGUGUACAAGGAAGGACAUUUAAAGUACCUGGAGGUGAACGACAGCAUUUCAGAUACGGCCCCAUGCUGGCUGCGCUGCCGCCUGCUGGUCCGGAGGACGAACAACAGGUUCAACCUGGAGCUCUACUACCCGCCCAAGGGCUCCAGUCCGAAGCUAAAAGCACGCUGCUCUGACAUCCAGGAGAUACGGCGCUGUACUCAACUAGAGACACCUGACAACUUCAACACCUUCGUAUUAAAGGUUAAUAGUUCUCCCAGUAGUUUUAUAUUUGAGGCUGAAGAUGAGCAGCAGUUAAAUUCGUGGACUUCAGAUCUCAGAGGCUGUAUCAGCACCAGGGCGGACACUGUGGAUGCAGAGCUGCACUGUUUUCCUGUCACUGAUCCUGUAGCAGCAGUGAGGAGGGGGAGCACAGAGUCUGGCUGCCCGAGUUCUCCAGGGUUCACACUGCCGGAGCAGGCGUACCACAAGACUGACCGCUUCCUGUCCUCCUACCCCUGGUUCCACGGCCCAAUCUCCCGUGUACGGGCCGCUUACCUUGUGCAGCACGCAGGGGUCAGAGGUCACGGCAACUUCCUGGUGAGACAGAGUGAGACGCGCAGGGGAGACUACGUCCUCACCUUCAACUACCAGGGACGAGCCAAGCAUCUGCGUUUGUCUCUAACUGAAUGGGGGCAGUGUCGAGUGCAGCACCUGCGUUUCCCCUCUGUAGUUGAUAUGCUCUCUCAUUUCCGUGUCUUUCCCAUCCCGCUCGAGUGUGGAGCAGCGUGUGACGUCCUACUGGCUAAUUAUGUGCUGGCCACACCCACCUCCUCAGCCAUGUGUUCCUCAGUGGGUUCUCCGGUGUUGGUUCCGUUUUCCCGCUGUAGCUCAGAGCCGAGUCUGGCUCACUGGGGGGGCCUCGAAGCCCCCGCCCAUGUCGGCCCACCCCUCGGUGCUUUGUCCGGCCCCGCCCCCCCUCAACAUACCGCCUCAGGCCUCACCUCUGACCCCACCCACAUCCGGCGCAGCGAGUCAGUAGGACGCAGGACUCUCCUGCGCCACCCGAACCCUCUCCCUCCACUCCUGCACUCCCGCGACUCGGAGUACGAGCUGGAGCCGUUGGACCGCGGCCGCAAGAGAGCCAUCGACAACCAGUACACGUUCUUCUGAACCCCGGAGACCUGCCACGGCUGAGACAGAGACAUCCAGCAGGGGGCGCCGGGCCUGAAGACCUGAAUGUCCUGGUGCACAAAGGUGAAGACAACGGAGAGGAACCUGGGCCGCGUCCCAUUCCUCUGAACACACUUCCCCUGAUCCCUCCCUCCCUCUCUUUCUCUCUACAUGGAUGUGUGAGGGAAAGAUCCUGUGGAGGGACGAGUGACACUCCGAGGUCAAGGGACGCCAACUCACCACUAACUGCCGCACACACAACUCCAUGCAUUUGUGUGUGUGUGUGUGUGUGUGAGGGGACAGAGCUGACACAUACCUCACACUCCACAGAGACUCCUGACAAUCAUGUCCGAUUUGAAUGUACUUUACAGACUUAUUUCACUAUUCAAUGUAAUGUAACCUUUACUCUGUGUGUGUGUGUGUGUGUGUGUGUGUGUGUGUGUGUGUGUGUGUGUGUGUGUGUGCGUGUGUGUGUGUGUGUGUGUGUGUGUGUGUGUGUGUGCAGCCCCCCUGGAACAGCAUUAAUUUAAUUAAGUGAUUUUUAUAUCUUUCCCCAUGGCACGUGUGUGUGUGUGUGUGUGUGUGUGUGUGUGUGUGUGUGUGUGUGUGUGUGUGUGUGUGUGUGUGUGUGUGUGUGUUUCACCCAUAGGCUAAUCUAGCUGUGUGCUCCCCACCCCACAUCAUGAGGAAUAGCUUCUUUUAUUCCUUCAUUUCUCUCACUUGUUGCCUUUUUAAUAUGAUUAAGUUUGACUGUAAAAUAAUUCGAUUGGAAAUGAGUUUUUUAGAGAGGUCGAUCCUGCGGCGUAUUAGCUAGCGUAUUUUAUAACUAGAACUUCUGGAAAGACAUUAUAUUUCAUAGAAAUAAACAGAGACAACAGCACUUAACGCUAUGGUGCAUGCGCUCAGGACGAGCUAGCGGUUGUGUUCGGGCCUGGUUAGCAUGCUAAUACGAAACACUCAGGCUUGGCGAGGCCAGACGUUGCAAUGGAAUGAGAAUUUCUCGUCGGUGUACAUGAGGUAAUAAACUCAGGGCCAUGAGGCUAAUCCUUGCACUGCCAGCUAGCGUAGGCGAGAUAACAAUGCUAACAAUGCUAGGCUGAGCUCACUCUUCACAGUUCGCUAACUCUGAGCAUCAGGAAGUCUGUCCGGCUCCUGCUGUUUCCUGUAGACCGUCCAAACUCACAGCAUAGGGAUUCAGGGUUCAAUAAAAACGAGCACAAAGGAUCAUGUAGAUGUGUGUGUGUGUGUGUGUGUGUGUGUGUGUGUGUGUGUGUGUGUGUGUGUGUGUGUGUGUUAGGUCAGAGACGGAGACACUGAGACAGCUGUCACUCAGCAAUAAUCAGUAGAAUCCCUCAGUGCUGCUUACUUUUAGCCAAAUAAACAGCAUCUACAUGGUGUGAACAUCACACGUGCCUUACAACGUCGUCCAGACCGCACCCUACACCCUACAACGUCAUCCAGACCGCACCCUACACCCUACAACGUCAUCCAGACCUUCAAACCAGCCAAAGAUCACUUCAGUUUCCCUCCAAAAUCUCAUGCUCACCCACACACAAUAGAAUAAAGAAUUGCUAGUUACUAAUUACUGCAUCUAUUAGCAUUACUCGCGGCACCAUUUCUCCAUCCGUCUCCAUUUAAUUAGACAGCCGAGUGUCGCACCGAGCAGAUCGGAUCACGAGAAAUCAUCAGAUCAGGCAUCUGACAUGAUCUAACUGAUGACCCGCCGUUAGUACUGCCGAGUUUUAGUGCCUCAUUUAAACAAAAAAACAAUCUAAAACUACGAUAAUAAAAUUGUGAGAAUAAAGUCGUAACAAUACGAGAAGUCAAAAUUCCUAGAACGAAGCAUUACCUUUUCUGGUAGUUCUACGGCUUUAUUCUCAUCGUUUUUACUUUAUUCUUGUAAUCUUGGAUAUUUUUUUUGUCCGUGGCACUAAAACGCCAUUGUUCACUGGCAUUUGUGUGUGAGCAUGUGAGCCUUUCAAAUUCUACACAUUAGCCUUAAAUAAUAGCAAAGUGCUAGCCUGGGAGAACUUGACAUCUAAAGUCUCCCCCAUGGAAGUCAGGAUGCUAAUCAGGAAGCAGUUAGCAUCAGUCAGGUCCGAGGUCUCUCAGCUCAGAGGGUUCAGCUGAUCAGUUCAGCACCAGGACAGCAACCGUAUCUCCUACCUUCUACACUUCUCAGCCUGAUUCUCUCACCUUCAGUCUAAAGCCUAGGAGAUCCUCCAGAGUGCUGUGUGAGGAGCACUGUGAGGAACUGUGUGAGGAGUGAUGUAUGCCGGGAUGCACUUUUAAUUAAUAGCACUAGCACAAAAUGGAUUGGUGUAAAUAAUCUUCCUACAGCAUACACACUUCCCACACUGCCUUUCUCACAGUGGCAUUGUGUGUGUGUGUGUGUGUGUGUGUGUGUGUGUGUGUGUGUGUGUGUGUGUGUGUGUAUCCUCCUCUAUGUUAAUAAUCAUAAGAGGACACUUUAUUUUCAUAAUGAAUAAAUAUUUUUAUACACUUAUAUACAGCAGAACAGAUGCUGUCCAUCUGCUCUUCAGUAAGAUUUCAGAACAUUCCUCAUACCUGCAGGACACAGCGCUCUGGUCCGAUUCCUUCACCAGCGCCGUGUCCAAAUUUGUGUGUGUGUGUAAGUAAGAGAUUUAUUCCAGAUUUUUUCCCAUUCAAGAGGAAAGAACCUCGUCCUGCUCAUCACCAGCGUAGAAGCCAUGGGGAGAUGUUCUUCCUAACCAUCAACAUGUGAAUGUACACAUUUACAUUUGCGGCAUUUGACAGACGCCCUUAUCCAGAGCGACUUACAACUGAGCAGGGGAGGGUUUUAGGGCUUUUGCUCAAGGGCCCAGCAGUGGCAGCUUGGUGGUGGUGGGAUUUGAACCUGUGAUCAUCUGAUCCGAAGCCCAAUGCCUUAACCACUGAGCUACCACCUCCCUGUAGUGUUCACUACCAUUCCGUUUUGCUCCAAACAUCACACGUUUUAUCUCUUUCUCCAAUCAGCACGUGUGAACACAGUUUUCCAUGUGUUUCUAGGGAAAAUUCUGUGUGUGUGUGUUUGUGUGUGUGUCUGAGGGAAUUGUGGGGAUUCUGUAAUGUCUUGUUUUUUCGACUGAUUGUCAUUGAUGUUUCACGUGGCGAGCGUGAUGAAGCACAAAGACACGUGUGUGUGUGUGUGUGAGAGCGUCUCUCUGGACAUUUUCUCCUGUCCUCCUGUACUAUCGUAUACUGUUGAUGUUUCUGAGCACUGUAAACCCACAGGCUUCCUCCUGCUCUACUCUUCACUGCUUCCAGGGUUUGAUGAGGAUUUUCUCUUUGUCUCCAUGUAACCACACAUGUAGUAAAACUUCACCCACUGUAUCCUCCACCUGCUCUCAUUACACACUGCACAAUAAACAAUGGAACCAUGUGUUAACACACA
Messenger RNA from Silurus meridionalis, 5479 nucleotides. It is a transcript of the gene sh2b3, whose product is annotated as SH2B adaptor protein 3. The transcript is spliced from 8 exons. Gene Ontology annotation, biological process: intracellular signal transduction. The record is from RefSeq and is a predicted model, not a curated record. Gene Ontology annotation, molecular function: transmembrane receptor protein tyrosine kinase adaptor activity. Gene Ontology annotation, cellular component: plasma membrane. The coding region runs from base 217 to 2064 and encodes 615 amino acids. NCBI's taxonomy places the organism in Eukaryota, Metazoa, Chordata, Actinopteri, Siluriformes, Siluridae.